This is a messenger RNA of Uranotaenia lowii, 2129 nucleotides long. RefSeq lists its product as uncharacterized. The transcript has 5 exons. The coding region runs from base 24 to 2129 and encodes 701 amino acids. The record is from RefSeq and is a predicted model, not a curated record. Lineage: Eukaryota; Metazoa; Arthropoda; Insecta; Diptera; Culicidae.
CGGUUUGCGCCUCCAGCAGCAUCAUGAUUGUGGGGGCGUCGCUCGACGAGACGGUUCCGGUUCCCUGCCACGUGGCCGCCGAUCCUUUGGACGUUUCGUUCGACUGGAACUUCUCGAACAGUGGCGAACGUUUCGAGGUAACAAGCGGUCAAUUCAAUUUGCUGCAAGAUUUUCAUUCGUCGUCCUCGUCUUUGGCAACGGGAGACGGUUCCAGUGGGCCCCUUAGUGGAAUGCCACCAUUCUACGAUGGGGCAGAGGAAAGUUCGGAAACCAUUUACGAACUGCUGUACACGCCCAAAAGCGAACGAGACUAUGGAACACUGGCAUGUUGGGGCAAAAAUUCGAUCGGCAAGCAACUGGAACCGUGUCUGUUUCAGGUUGUCCCCGCAGCUAAACCGGCACCCCUCCGGAAUUGCACGCUUCGUCCAUACUCGACGUUGCUGGCGGCGACAACCCAAAACGGCGGUGGUCCUGGCAGUGUGAUAUCUAAUUCAUCUGCAGCGUCAGCAUCUUCGUCUUCAUCGUCGGCCACGUUUUACUACGGUGCCGGUGCCGGUGCCGUUGGAGACGUGCCAUCAUCGUCGUCAUCGUCGUCUUCGGAAUCGGCCGCAGCGGCGUCUUUUUCCGAUGGUGCCAGUGCCAGCACCAUAGGUCAGCAUUAUCGAGAAUCUAAUUAUAUCAGCACACAAUUCGUUAAAGAUCGGAACGUGUCAAGCGAGCGGGCGAAUAUUACAAAAUUUAAUCAGAAGAAUGGCGGUGGCGUUGGCGGUGGCUCAAGCAGUAGAAAACGUGAACAGAUCAAACAGAAAAACAUUACCCAUCACCAUCAGCAGCAACAGCAACAGCAGCAAAGUUGGGGCGGAAGUGGCGGUAAGAGAAUUAGUGCUGCAAGUCAUAACGUGGGCUUGACCUCGGAUGAGUCCGACGAGUUGGGGCUCCUUGGGGAAGAUCCUGAGAUGCUGGUAGAAGAACGUGGGGAAGUGCGAAUGGCAGCCCAAAUAUUAUCGUCUCUUGGAACGGCAUCCGGACCAGGACCAGGACCGUCAGGAUCUAGUUUCUCAUCGUCGGCUGGUGGAUCGUUCCCUGGACCAGAAGAACGACUAUCGUCCCUACCAAGUUCAGCAGCAGCCGAGAAUAGGAGGAAAACAAUUUCGAAUAAUGAAAGAAAUAGUGGCAUGAAUUUGUAUAACGGCGCAACACUACUGGCGGAUGGCAGCUUUCUGGCUAGGGAUGCUGCAAGAACUGCAUCGUCGUCCUCAUCGUCCUUAGCUGAUGCUAAUCACGGUAGAGCUCGAAUGAGACGAGAACAACGUUUUAAUGAAAAUCUAGAAAAUGAAAUAAAUAAAACACGUUUCGAUGAUGAUGAUGAAAUUUUCAAUAGCACCAAUAGAAACAGCUUAGAGGACGAUGAAGAUGAUGAAGGCCUUAGAACUUUGAAAUCGACCAGCGGAAUAAACGGUGGCAGGAGUAAUUAUCCCGAAGGUUGGCGGGAAACUCCUCCGAAAGCAGAGAAACUUCAAUCCGACAAUAUUCGAUACAAUCGAUACCAUUCUGCAGCUGAAGCUUCUGGAGGUGGGAAAAGUGGCCACCCCAAGCCAGCUUCUCCUCCGCAAAACAGCAACCAUAAUGCACAUCCGUACAGCCAUCACCACAAUCUCUACAUGGAGAACCUGCUUGAGGUUCCGACCACCCUUGAGCUGGAAUGUGUGGCCGGAUACGACGGCGGGUUGCCGCAGCAUUUUUUUCUUGAAGCAUACGACUCCAGGACCCGCAAGCUUCGGCUCAACAUCACAAGUGCACUUAACGAUGUACCGUUGUUUCGGAUCGAUCUGUCCGAAUUGAUCCCCAGCGAUUCGUACACUCCCACCCUCCACUUGAUUGCGUACAGCGUGAAUCAAAAAGGACGUUCAGAUCCAACAAUACUCGAGGAUAUAGCAAUCAACGAAGCCGAAAAAAGGACCGGAUGGCACAUAAAUGAAGAUCGUUCAGAAGCUCCAACUUUCAAGGUAUCGUUCAUUAUGGCUCGAGGAAAUACAAAUGCAGGGGGAACAAAGGUGCUGGACGCGGACCUAGCCAUGAUUACAGUUGUAUUCGUGCCCCUUUCGCCAGAUGAAACUCCGGAUGCAUGA